Messenger RNA from Erythranthe guttata (spotted monkey flower), 1605 nucleotides. RefSeq names its product cytochrome P450 716B1. NCBI's taxonomy places the organism in Eukaryota, Viridiplantae, Streptophyta, Magnoliopsida, Lamiales, Phrymaceae. Gene Ontology annotation, biological process: sterol metabolic process. The record is from RefSeq and is a predicted model, not a curated record. Gene Ontology annotation, molecular function: iron ion binding; oxidoreductase activity, acting on paired donors, with incorporation or reduction of molecular oxygen; heme binding.
UUUCAUUAAAUCAUCUAUCUACCUAAGAGUUCAUGGCUAUCUCCCUCCUCCUUUCCCUAUUCAUAUUAUCUAUCUUUUUCCUCGUUAUACGGAAAAGAAAACGACAACCGACAAAACGGGUCCCACCCGGUUCAUUAGGCAUACCGUUUAUUGGCCAAAGCCUUGACCUUUUGUGGGCCAUGAGAGCUAACACUGCCGAGAAAUGGAUGUCCGAUAGAGCGAAAAAAUACGGGCCCGUUUCGAAGAUGAGCCUCUUUGGCAAACCGACCGUUUUCAUUCACGGGCAAGCGGCCAACAAGCUUGUCUUCGCAAGUGACGGCAAAUUGAGCAAUCAUCAGACGGAAUCUGUGAGGAUGAUACUCGGAGAUCGGUGCCUUUUGGAACUCAACGGGGAAGAUCAUAAGAGGAUUCGGAAAGCUCUUGCCUUGUUCCUCAAGCCAGAUAGCUUAAAGAACUACAUCGGAAAAAUCGAGGAAGAAAUCAGCAUCCACCUUGAAAUGCAUUGGGUGGGGAAAACCGAAGUUAAGGUUUUACCAUUGAUGAAGAAGCUCACAUUCGACAUAAUUUGCUCCCUUCUUUUCGGCCUUGAAAGAGGAGCAAGGAGAGACGAACUCGUUCAGUAUUUCCAAGAAAUGAUCGAAGGAAUGUGGUCGAUUCCAUUUAAUAUUCCGUUCACACGCUUCAACCGCAGCCUCAAGGCCAGCCUCAGAGUCCAGAAAAUGCUGAAAAAACUCAUAUCCGAGAAAAGGACUCAACUCGCAAAGGGUGGCGAAUCAUCUAAUCAAGAUCUCAUCACUUGCUUGCUCGGCAUUCGUGGGGCCCACGGCGAAGAAGUAAUCUCCGAAGACGAGAUUAUACACAACGUUAUGCUGAUCAUGGUUGCUGGUUACGACACCUCAUCGGUCCUAAUUACUUUUAUCGUUCGGGUUUUGGCGAAUUAUUCAAAUGUACACGAGGCUGUUCUGAAAGAGCAAGAAGAGAUUAAAAAGGGUAUUUCUUAUGGAUGUUUCUUGACAUGGGAAGAUCUAGGCAAGAUGAAGUAUACAUGGGAAGUGGCGAUGGAGACUCUUCGAAUGGUUCCUCCGAUAUUCGGAGGCUUUCGUGAGACGUUGGAGGAAAUCGAGUAUCAAGGGUACAUAAUACCGAAAGGGUGGCAAGUAUUCUGGGUUACUAGCAUGACUCACAUGGACGACAAUAUUUUUCUGGAACCAUCCAAAUUCGACCCGGCCCGGUUCGAGAAUCCAGCAUCAAUUCCGCCUUACGUUUACGUACCAUUUGGUGGUGGGGCCCGUAUUUGUCCGGGUUAUGAGUUUGCCAAGAUUGAAACUUUGGUGACAAUUCAUUACCUGGUUACUCGAUUCAACUGGAAACUCUGCUGCAGCAACAACUCCUUCAAACGGGAUCCAAUGCCAGAGCCUACUCACGGACUUCCGAUUAAAAUCACGCCAAAGUAAAAUUGCUGUCUAUUUCGAUAAUAAAUGUUUCAAGAAUUUAUAUAAGCAGAUGUUCAAUUUAAAUACGAAGUUUGUCACAGUUUGAACAAAUGUUACUAUAUGAUUCGUACUUUCGAUGUGCAUUUGUACAAUCGAGGGCAACUUAAUAUCA